UACAUUACUCUCUCUAACAGAGCCUUCAUUGUUAUAUACAACUGGCAAAGAGAGAAAGUAGGAGAGAAAAAGAGCAAACAAGUGAAAACAGAGCAAAAUAAAUAAAGAGAAAAAGAGGUGAAAAGGCAUAUAUUUUCUUGUCACCGGCGGCGUUCUGCCGGCCGGUAAAAGAUUUUGUGAUAUAUUCAAAUACUAGUCACCUGCAUUGUGUUCUUUCUUCAUACCAAGAAAACACUAUGGAAAACCUGAGAUCUCCAUUCAAGGGAGUCAUCUAUGAUUUCAAAGGAAGGCUAGCGUGCUACAAAAAUGACUGGUUUGAUGCAUGUGGCUCGGGCGCAAGGUGAAGUCCUUUUGUCUAGUCUUGGAAGGAAUUUACAGGGAUUUUGUUUAUUAUUAAGCACUGGAUUUAAUUCUGAUUUUUUCUGUAUUAACCUUUUUCUCAGGAUAUUGGCUCCAACAGCAUACAUUUUCUUUGCUUCUGCUCUCCCAGUUAUCGCCUUUGGGGAGCAACUGAGUCGGGAAACAGAUGGAAGUUUGAGUACGGUUGAAACUCUAUCUUCAACUGCUAUCUGUGGAAUUAUCCAUGCAAUUUUCGGUGGACAACCAUUAUUGAUUUUAGGAGUUGCAGAACCAACAAUUAUAAUGUACACUUAUCUGUAUGGCUUUGCAAAGCCCAGGAUGGGAACAGAGCUGUACUUAGCCUGGGCCGGAUGGGUCUGUGUUUGGACUGCCUUGCUUCUGUUUCUACUUGCUAUCUUCAAUGCUUGCACAAUCAUCACCAGAUUUACAAGAGUGGCAGGGGAACUUUUCGGCAUGUUGAUCACUGUUCUUUUCAUUCAAGAGGCUAUCAAGGGUGUGGUCAGUGAAUUUCACAUUCCAAAAGGUGAAAAUGCGGCAGAAGAGAAGUAUCAAUUUCAAUGGCUCUAUGCUAAUGGUUUGCUUGCUGUCAUAUUCUUUUUUGGGGUUGUCAUCACUUCCCUGAAGAGCAGAAGAGCUAGGUCUUGGCGUUAUGGUACUGGCUUUUUUCGGAGUUUUAUUGCCGACUAUGGGGUUCCGCUUAUGGUUGUGCUGUGGACUGUGUUAUCUUAUAGUAUACCUGGCAAAGUUCCUUCAGGAGUCCCGAGGAGGCUCUUCUGUCCUCUUCCUUGGGAUUCUGAAUCAUUAGCUCACUGGACAGUGAUCAAGGAUAUGGGCAAGGUGCCAACAGGGUAUAUUUUUGCUGCCUUCAUACCAGCUGUGAUGAUAGCAGGGCUAUACUUUUUUGACCACAGUGUAGCUUCACAGAUGGCACAACAGAAGGAAUUCAACAUCAAAAAUCCGUCUGCUUAUCAUUAUGAUAUCAUGUUGCUUGGAUUCAUGACUUUGAUCUGUGGAUUGCUUGGACUUCCUCCUUCUAAUGGGGUCCUUCCACAAUCCCCUAUGCACACUAAGAGUCUUGCGGUCCUCAAGAGGCAGUUAAUACGGAAGAAAAUGGUGAAGAGUGCAAAGGAGGGCAUGAAAGAUCAAGCGAGCCACUCGGAGAUCUAUGGAAGAAUGCACGCAGUAUUUGUUGAAAUGGAUAAUGCUCCAUCUUAUACUGUAGAAAAAGAUUUGGCGAACUUGAAGGAGGCCGUCUUGAAACAUGACGAUGAAGUGGAAGUAAAUGGAAAAUUUGAACCUGAAAAGUGCAUUGAUCUCCACUUGCCUGUUCGAGUAAACGAGCAAAGAAUAAGCAACCUGCUGCAAUCUAUUCUAGUGGGGUUGUCUGUAAUUGCUAUGCCCGUGAUCAAGAUGAUACCUACCUCUGUUCUGUGGGGAUACUUUGCCUAUAUGGCCAUUGACAGCCUCCCUGGUAAUCAGUUUUGGGAGAGGAUGCUGCUGCUCUUCAUUCCUCCAGGGCGGCGAUUUAAAGUCAUUGAAGGGCUUCAUGCUUCGUUUGUGGAGUCAGUACCAUUCAAGUACAUCUUCAUGUUUACUCUUUUCCAGUUUGCAUAUCUUUUGGUAUGCUUUGGAAUCACAUGGAUACCUAUUGCCGGAAUAUUGUUUCCAUUGCCUUUCUUCCUUCUGAUAAGCAUACGAGAACACCUCCUCCCCAAGGUGUUUCCGUCAAAUUAUCUUCAGCAAUUAGAUGCGGCUGAAUACGAUGAAAUUGCUGGAAUUCCAUCUCGGGCAAGGAGUCUCUCACUCAGAAAUCGAGAAUCAGCUGAUCCUGAUGGUGAAGACGACACUUAUGAUAUAUCUUCUGACGAAUUAUUAGAUGAGAUGACGACUCGCAGAGGUGAACUGAAGUAUAGGUCCGUGAGCUUCAAUGAGAGGCAGAUUCAGGUUUUCCCUCAAGGACCUGACAGGAUAUGACUUGAGCUCUCACUAUAACAUCAGUACCUGAAGUCCCCAGUGGACAACUAAAGCAUAGGAAUACACCAAAAGAUAGAGAUAGAGAAAGGAAGAAGAAUGAAGAAAGAGCAAUGGUAAAAACAGUAAGAGAGCUGGAUAAAAUCUACCAGGGAGUCAACAGUAAGAGAGUUGGAUAGCACUGGACAAUACUGAAAAAAGAGAAAGAACUGAAGAUUUUGUAUUUUAGAUGUGCAGUAUGAUUCAUCACUGCAUAUCAAACUUGAAGACCGUUACUCUCCUUGCAUGAUCGUUGAAAAAAUUUAUAGCACGAAGGGAUUGUCUAAUAUUUGUUGUCGUUGGCUUUAAGCAGCUGGGAAUUUAGAAGGAUGUAAUGUAUUGUAAUAUAAACAAUAGAGACUCAAAUUAAUGAAAAUUGUUUGUAUUCUUUUAAUUUUUUGGGAUACGCUCCAUUACUAAUGCAAGAAAGUUGACAUAA
Molecule: messenger RNA, 2809 nt
Organism: Olea europaea var. sylvestris
Lineage: Eukaryota; Viridiplantae; Streptophyta; Magnoliopsida; Lamiales; Oleaceae
Product: probable boron transporter 6
Exons: 13
Coding region: 307-2334 (675 amino acids)
Biological process (GO): monoatomic ion homeostasis; monoatomic anion transport; transmembrane transport
Cellular component (GO): plasma membrane
Molecular function (GO): solute:inorganic anion antiporter activity
Source: RefSeq, a predicted model, not a curated record